AUGGCGGAUAUAUUUUCAAGACGUGAUGCCUCAAUGCUGCUUAGAGGCAAAAAGAUUUAUUUAUUCGGCUCCUCAAAUAUGAGGGCUUUUUAUAAAGACCUCAUAUGUUUGAUAGAACGAGGAACUUUAAUCAAUAAUACGACAAUGAGAAGAAAGUUAGAUCCAAGUUGUAUGCGCGACAAGCUGGUGAAAAAAAGUACUUUGACUGCCGGCAGAGACUUUGUUGAAGAAAGGGAGUAUAAUCUUCAGAAUAUUUAUGUGAAAUAUUGCUUUAUCACUAAGUGUUGGUGUGAUACACUAGAUCAUUUUCUGAAUCAAUGUAAUAAGAAAAUUAUCCACCCUGAUGUAAUAAUUAUCAAUUCGUGUUUAUGGGACAUAACCAGAUGGGGACCCAAUGGCGUCGAUAUUUAUAAAGGUAAUUUGGUGAAACUUUUUCAGAAAUUUCGACAAUGUUUACCAAAACAGUGCAUUGUAAUUUGGACAUCAACUUUACCAGUUUCUACCAAAAGUCGACCAGCAUUUCUAGUAGAACAAAUAGAAUUUUUAAAGCAUUCUUUACAGUUUGACAUUAUGGAAGCUAAUAUUUUAGCUAAAAACGUAGCGACAACGAAUGGAUAUGAUGUUUUAGAUUUAUAUCAUUAUUUUAAAACACAGUUUUUAUUGAGAAACCCUGAUGGAGUUCAUUGGAAGCCUGUUGCAGUACGAUUUGUCACGAAUUUAGUGUUAACGCAUCUUGCUUUGUCCUGGAACCAUAAACUGCCUAGAAGAGUUUCAAAUUUGGCUUUGCAACAUUGUAUUAACAUGAAUAAUGUUAUGAUAAAUCCACCUUCAUCGGAUAUUAAUUUAGAGUUGUCUAAGGAUAAAGAAGAGAAAAAAGUCAAAGAACGGUUAUCAAGGAACGAAAGAAUACGAAACAAAACUGUGAAGCUACACAUUGGAAGAAAUUAA
Ctenocephalides felis (cat flea) is the source of this 948-nucleotide messenger RNA. RefSeq names its product PC-esterase domain-containing protein 1B-like. The transcript has 2 exons. NCBI's taxonomy places the organism in Eukaryota, Metazoa, Arthropoda, Insecta, Siphonaptera, Pulicidae. The record is from RefSeq and is a predicted model, not a curated record. The coding region runs from base 1 to 948 and encodes 315 amino acids.